AAGUCAAGUUAGCCGUUGAGUCUUCAAAGAGAAGCAGGAUCAACUGAGGCACAAAGUGAGUGAGGAAGGAAGUGUCUCUGGAAGGGAGAGUCAGCGUUGAAUCGAAUCAAAAUAUACAAUAAAGUGGUCCAGUGUCAACGGGUGUCGACGGACGUCCGUUCACCCCUGAAUCACCCACCGGUCAUUCCGACCGACAUCCCCGAGCCAAACCCCCAAACCCCGGCGACGGGUGACAACAUUACUAUCUUUCCACGGCUGGUUGACCAGUUCCCUCUUGGUCACGAUUCCGGACGUGUCCCUUCGGAUCUCGAGACCUGAUCAGAUUUAGAGGAGCCCCACUGGCAGGCUGCUCCACGAACAUUAACAGUGACUGCCCAUAUAACGUGUCAGGCCGUUGACAAUCAGGUUCCAUCAUGGCAGAAGAAGAUACCGAGUACUUGAAGCUCCCAGCCGAGGACAGAUGUGUUCAUAAGUUGUGGAAAGCCCGUGUUUCGGGUUACGAAGAGUGUGUCAAGAACUUUAGUCGCUGGGACAAUGACGACCCCAACUGGAGAAAAUUCGCCCCGAUUGUCAAGAAAUUUGUCACGGAUACCAAUGCCAUUGCACAAGAAAAGGGCCUUGAUGCCACUUUGGUCUUUGUGCAAAAUAGCGACCUGGCUGGCAAGCAGGUCGGCGAUAUCAUGGAUGGCCUUGUCGCCAAAUGUAUCGGUGCUCCCAAGACAAAGACGAAGGACUUGGCGAAGCAAAUUUGUUUGAUGCUUUGUGAGAUUGAAGUCCAUGAACGAGUCAUCGAGGAGUUAAUCAAGGGAUUAUCGCAUAAAAAUCCCAAAGUUAUAUCUGGUUGCGAGAACACCAUGACCGAAUGUCUGAAAUUGUACGGUGCCAAGGUCAUCAAAGUAUCACCUCUCUUGAAAGCUACGAUGCCUCUCCUAGAUCAUCGAGACAAAACGGUACGAGAGGAAGGCAAGCUCCUGAUUAUCGAAUCCUAUCGGUGGGUGGGGGGAAUUAUGAAGCAGCAGCUCACCGGAUUGAAGCCUGUCCAACUCACAGAACUUGAAGCAGAAUUCGAGAAAGUAGCCGAAGCAGGUAAAGCCAAACCUGAACGGUAUCUCAGAUCCCAAAUGCCCGUGGCUGGUGGUAGUGGCGCCGACGAAGGUGGGGAAGAAGUAGAUGGCGAGGACGGGGGUGCGGGUGGAACCCAAGAGGAAGAAGAAGAUGAAGAUCCUUAUAAUUUGAUGGACCCGGUAGAAAUUUUAUCUCAGUUACCCAAGAACUUCUAUGAACUAGUUGAAGAGAAGAAAUGGCAACUCCGUAAAGAAGCCUUAGAUGCGUUACUUCCGUUGACCAAGAACCCCAAGAUCGCUCCUGGUGAUUUCAAUGAUUUGGUGCGGGUUUUAAAGAAGUUCAUCGGUAAAGACUCCAAUGUGAUGUUGGUGGCCCUGGCGGCACAGUGUUUCGCAGGUUUGGCCAAGGGCCUGAGGAGCAAUUUCAAGAAUCAUGCCUUAUCGUCAUUGUCAAUUCUCUUGGAGAAGUUCAAAGAGAAGAAGAUUAACGUGGUGUCGGCUUUGGUUGAGGCCGUGGAUGCUGUCUUUCUUGUUCUAGAUGUGGAGGCUAUUCAGGAGGAUUGUUUGGCAGCAUUGAAGCACAAAACUCCCACUGUGAACACAGAAACGGCCAAAUACCUGGCUCGAUGUUUUUCCAAGUGCCCUCCGCAAUUGGUAACAAAUAAGAAGGCAUUAAAGGGUUAUGUUUCUUCGCUGACGGAACGACUCUCGCAUCCAGAUGGGAAUGUUCGUGAUGCAGCAUCUGAGGCUCUUGGCGUUUUAGUCAAGUUCUUGGGUGAGCCACAAAUGAUGCGCUUGAUGCCAGACUUAGACAGCAUUAAACUUAACAAGAUCAAAGAAUAUGCCGAGAAAGCUGAACUUAGUGGCAAGCCCGCUGCUGCUUUGGCUGCGGCACAAGCACCGCCUAAAUCAGGGGGAAAAUGCGCCACUGUCGCCAAACCCAAAGCUAAGGUUGUCAAACCAGCAUCCGAAACUGCUCCAGCCAAAGCCACUGCCCCUGCGAGUGCCCCACCUCGUGCGGCUGUUGCAGCCAAGGCAGUGGCUGCUGAGAAGAAGACUUCGGCCAAAGCCGUCGCUCGACCUGCCACGGCCAAGACCUCCGUUGCAAGUCGGAAAAAAGGCGAAGAAAUUGACCUGUCGCCCCCGUACAUGGCAAGCAACCUUAAGAACGUCCGCUUCAAAGAGGAAGCCAAAUUGAAAGUACUGAAAUGGAAUUUCGCCACUCCCAGACAAGAAUUUGUUGAUCAAUUGAAGGAUCAAAUGACCACUGCGAGUUUCAAUCAGACUUUAUUCACUCAAUUAUUCCACAACGACUUCAAGCAGCAUCUCAAAGCUAUUGAGACACUCACCAAAGCGCUCGAGUUAGACGUCGAGGCGUUGAAAGGCAAUUUGGACUUGAUUUUGAAAUGGGUGACCUUACGCUUCUUUGAAACGAACCCCUCCGUUUUGCUCAAAGGGCUUGAGUAUUUAAACAAGGUCUUUGCCCUGUUGUCAGAGACUUCGUACAACCUUCACGAUAUCGAAGCUGUGUCCUUCAUCCCCUACCUGAUCAAUAAAGUAGGUGAUCCCAAGGACCAAGUUCGAAGCAGCAUUCGGAACAUAUUCAAGAUCUUGUGCCAUGUUUACCCCGCCAGUAAGAUGUCUCCCUAUCUCAUGGAUGGCCUCAAAUCGAAGAAUGCCAAACAACGAGCAGAGUGCUUGGACGAAUUGGGAAAUCUGAUUCAAUCUUAUGGCUCGAGCAUUCUGCAGCCCACCGCUGGUGCUUGUGUAAAGGAAAUUGCAAAGCAGAUCGCUGAAAGAGACAAUUCCGUCAGAAGUGCCGCAUUAAACUGCAUAACAGAAGUUUAUUUCCAGGAUGGAGAGCGAAUGUACAAGGCUCUUGGAAACCUGCCCGAAAAAGAUAUGGCCAUGCUCGAAGAGCGUAUCAAACGUACUUCCAAAUCCCGCCCUCCGCCCAAACAAGGCCAACCAGGUGUUGCUACAGUUGUUCCUCCUCCUCCCCAAGCAACUAAAAGUGAUCCACCCUCUCGCGCUGGGUCGGCUAACCCUCCAAACGCUAAUCCCAACUCAAAACUUGAAAAGCCGGGGAUAACUUCCCGACUUAUUCGUCCACAGACAGCAGGAGGGGCACUCACGAAUGGGUCGGCCACUUUUACACGUCAACAAGCUGCAGCUGGUUUAAGUGCCAUGGGUGCACCCCCAUCUGUACGGAACAAUGGGAGCCCCUUAAGGAGUAGACCAAUCUCAGGGGCGUUUACCCUGGAUCUGGAUAAGAUUGAGUCUGCAGUAAAUAAAAUGGAUGAUGGCAACGUCAAAGGAUUGGUCGAGCACAAUUUGGAUGAUAUUUUCAAUCAUGAUCCAGUGACGCUUCCUACUAGAAGACAGUUUCCUUCGUCUCCUUCAAAUGGAUCCGGGCUUCAACAAUUGGGAUAUUCCCGAACAGCUCCAACGAAUUCCCAGCCUUCUUUGGCAGACAUGCCAGAGGCCUACGAGAUGCUGGAUGUGGUUCUCGCCCAGAUCUUCAACCAAGACACUGAGGUGUGUAUUGGAGCCUUGGUCCAGCUCGAUGAACUCAUCAAGGAUUCGGAGAAAGUUGAACUCCUUGGCAAGCGAAUGGAUCAGUUACUCGUCUCAUGUUAUAUGCAGUACCGAUAUGUCCUUCUCACUAAGAUGAGAACGGACAAUUUUGAUCCCAAAGAUGUCAUGCGGAUUUUCCAGUAUCUGACGAUGGUGUUAAUGUCUUUGUAUCAUCACCAGCAUCUGACUAAAACUGCUUCUACCGGAGCCUUACAUGACCUUCUCCAUAUCAUCAUUGGACUCUUAUUGGAGCCUCAAGUGCAAGAAUUGCCGCAAGGUUCUCAACUGAUUCGGGCAUUGAACGUUCUUACUGUCAAAAUCAUUGACCGGAGUGACCAUACCAACGUCAUGAUUGCCUUCUGUAAACUUCUGAAGGACAGUGUUGGGAACUCUAGCAUGUCCACAAAAUACGUAGACUUGGUCAUGAAAUGCUUGUGGAAGGCUGUCAGAGCCAUGAACAACUGGAUCGACGACAUGAAUUUGGAUUUGAUUCUUGCCGAACUUCACGAUUUCUUGAAGGCCCACCCAUCGUCCUACUGGAAACAGCAAUCCUCAGACACGCCCAUUCGAACCGUCAAAACCAUCAUUCACUCCAUGGUCAAACUUCGAGGGGACGAAAUCUUGGACCACUUGACCAGAAUCCCUGAUCCGGAUAAUUCUGAACUCGUGCCGUAUUUGAAGAAGCUUCUCCACAAUGGCGUGGGCAAGGAAAACGCUGCUAUGGCAGACAAUGGAGCCUUGAACGAGGCUAAUCUGCAGAAAAAGAAACCUCCAAGAUUUUCACGCUCUGACCAUGAGGCAUUAGCUGAAAUAUUCAAGAAAAUUGGCCACAAAGAACAUACCAAACAAGGACUUCAAGAGCUCUACAACUUCAAGCAACAAAAUCCCCAAGCAGAUCUCGAGCCGUUCUUGGCCAAGUCAUCCCAAUAUUUCCGGGACUACAUCGAACGUGGUCUCAAGAACAUUGAAAUCGAAUUAACCCAAACUGGAGGGGUACGAAAUGGUAGUGGCUCUGGAAGCACUUCAAGCAUUCCCACCUCAUCACGAUUCGGUUCUAUCUUAUCUGAUGCCACCAAAGAGAACACCCAACCAACGCCAGCUCAUUCCCAAUAUUUAGAGCGGCUUCGGAAACUUCGCGAACAAGGAGGUUUGGAAGGCAAAGGAGGGGGAAGUACCUCGACCAUGAACGCUUAUCGUAUAAGUUCCACCAGUUCCAUCUCUACUACCAUUGCAUCGUCUUCUUCAUCUUCAACUAUGAUGAGCUCAGAGAAAAACGUCAACACCGACAUGAUGGGAGAUCAACAAGAAAACAACAGAGUUCAGCAGCAACAACAACAACCGCCUCCCCCCAAUGUAGAGGAUAUUCGUAAAAGAUUGGAACGCAUCAAGCAAUCGGCAUUUUAGAGGCAAAACGAAACCGUUUGUGGACGAUGAGAAAAAGACAGUCUAUGUAUUGCCUAUUCGAAAUUUAAAACCCAUAUUAACGAAACGAGAUGCGCUUGGCUUUUGACAAUUAUAUUGGUUUACUAAUAACUCUCAUCCAAUAAAACAAGAAAUACUUCAUUUUCCCAUUGAA
This is a messenger RNA of Tigriopus californicus, 5217 nucleotides long. RefSeq names its product cytoskeleton-associated protein 5-A-like (gene msps). Lineage: Eukaryota; Metazoa; Arthropoda; Copepoda; Harpacticoida; Harpacticidae. Gene Ontology annotation, cellular component: centrosome; spindle pole; microtubule plus-end. Gene Ontology annotation, molecular function: microtubule plus end polymerase activity; microtubule plus-end binding. Gene Ontology annotation, biological process: establishment or maintenance of microtubule cytoskeleton polarity; centrosome duplication; microtubule polymerization. The transcript is spliced from 4 exons. Bases 414 to 5045 code for a protein of 1543 amino acids. The record is from RefSeq and is a predicted model, not a curated record.